Molecule: messenger RNA, 743 nt
Organism: Pistacia vera
Lineage: Eukaryota; Viridiplantae; Streptophyta; Magnoliopsida; Sapindales; Anacardiaceae
Product: cytochrome b5-like
Exons: 4
Coding region: 162-557 (131 amino acids)
Cellular component (GO): intracellular membrane-bounded organelle; membrane
Molecular function (GO): heme binding
Source: RefSeq, a predicted model, not a curated record
AAAUAAUGUUGGUAACAACAAAAUUAACGGAGUAGAUACGGAGCUUAAAAUGCAAACUAAGAGGAAAGGGGAAGAUAAAUCAGACAAGGAGCGGAUAUCGGGCCUCUUCUCCAUCUCCUGUUUGCCAGGGUUUGACCUUAACAGUAGCUGCAAUUGCAGAAAUGGCCAGAGUUAUUAAGUUCGAAGAGGUAGCAAAACACAAAGAGAGGGAUGAUUGCUGGCUUGCAAUCUUUGGAAAGGUGUAUGAUGUGACUUCAUUUCUUGAAGAUCAUCCUGGGGGUGACGAAGUCUUGCUAGCUGUUACUGAGAAAGAUGCAACAGAGGACUUUGAAGAUGUGGGCCACAGCGAUUCUGCUAAAGAAAUGAUGGAAAAAUACUAUAUUGGUGACCUUGAUAGCACCAGUGUUCCACCAAGAAAGAAGUACAAGCCACCUCAGCAAGUAGCGCAUAGACCUGAUGACUCCGGAUUUGCAUUGAAGAUUAUGCAAUUCCUGGUACCACUGUUGAUCUUGGGUAUAGCAUUUGCUUUGCGAUUCUAUGGCAAGAAAGAGGACUAGUUGGAUCAUGGUAUGAAGUUGCGAAAGUUAGUCCAUGUUUCUUUGAUAAUCUAUUACUUAAUAAGUAUAAUUGUAGAAUUUCAAUUGGCACUUUUUAUUGGGAUUGAUCAUAGUAUGGCUGUACCUUUGAUUGCUGCUAAUAACAAUGGCUUGGUUAAUUCAUUCCGGUAUGGCUAUCUGUUAAAA